CGAUCCCUAUUGCUUGCUGAGGCACCAUGAUGUUGAGCAAGCGAAGUGCGGCCAAGGCGGCGGCAGCGAAGCGCGCUCUGGAGGAAGCCGCGGCCGAGGAAACAGUGCAGCAUGAACAGAAGAAGGCCAAAGUCGUGUGCGCCGCUUCGUUUACCGCGCAUGGCAUGAGCGAGCACAUGACCCCAUCUGGCGUCCACGUGGCGCAUUUGUUUUCAUCGCUCGAAUUUAGCUUGACCACAAUGGCGCUGUACCAUCGUACAGCGAGUUUCUCGUUGAUCAAGGCUGCGGUCGAGUCGUCGUGCAAGUGCUCCUUUACAGAGUCGGACCUCGCACGGAUUGUCGCAGUGUUCCCCGCUGCAUACGACUUGUCCUUUACCAAGCCCGCGAACAACGUGACUCGUCCGGAGUGGGUCAUCCAGCCCACAUCCACAUCAUACAACGCGCGCAUGAACGAGUUUUGUGCAAAUUUGAACAAACUGCUCGCUGACCACUUGGCAAGAACCCCCAAUGCGUCCAAGGAGGUUUCAUUGGACUUGGAUAUACCCGAGGCAGCGCUGCCUUCGUUGGAGGAAGCGGUCGGCCCGACUCCCAUGGCUCAGCUGCGGGAGCAAGAGCAUCGCCAUGCCGCGACAUUAACGCCACUAGAGCAAGCAACUUACCUCGCCAAGCCAGUGCCAAAAGAGCUGCAGGGCUUGCCAGCGUGGCUCGUGGACAAGGUGCGGACCGCCGAGUGGCGCAAGAAGGCGCUUACAACCAAGGUUGCCAGUGGCGACCGAUUGCUCGCGACGUUGCCGACCUUGUGCGACCAAAUUCAAGCGUUCGCGUCGUUCACCGGCAAGUCUGCAUUUGACCAGGAGACGCUCGUAAAGGAGCUGAACAAGGCGCCGAUGCCCGAAAAAAUCAAAGACCAAAUUGCACUGGUGGCCGAGAAGGUUCCUUUCUGGCUCACGGUCGUGCCUCAUGGCAAGGCCUACGUCGUGAGGCUAAACUCCAAGCAAAACUACCGCGUUGUCAGGCAAGUACUGACCAACUUAACUGUGUAAAGAAGCCCAGCCGAAGACGCAUCCACCGUCUUCAACAUCCCAAGCUUACCAUGGCAUCGAGUUGUACAUCCAAGUUGAGCUGGGAAGGAUCGCAUGUCUAUUCCCUUUCAGCUGUAGCCGAUGGAUUCGGUUUUCAAUUCGGCCGUGGCGUUGUUCAGAACAUUGUGUGGUUUUGAUCGGGA
This is a messenger RNA of Aphanomyces invadans, 1225 nucleotides long. RefSeq lists its product as hypothetical. The transcript has 6 exons. Lineage: Eukaryota; Oomycota; Saprolegniomycetes; Saprolegniales; Verrucalvaceae. Bases 27 to 1043 code for a protein of 338 amino acids. Gene Ontology annotation, biological process: mitotic cell cycle; DNA replication checkpoint signaling; DNA replication preinitiation complex assembly. Gene Ontology annotation, cellular component: nucleus. The record is from RefSeq and is a predicted model, not a curated record. Gene Ontology annotation, molecular function: DNA polymerase binding; DNA binding.